Sporothrix brasiliensis 5110 is the source of this 834-nucleotide messenger RNA. RefSeq lists its product as uncharacterized. The record is from RefSeq and is a predicted model, not a curated record. Lineage: Eukaryota; Fungi; Ascomycota; Sordariomycetes; Ophiostomatales; Ophiostomataceae. The transcript has 2 exons. The coding region runs from base 1 to 834 and encodes 277 amino acids.
AUGGCGGAAGCGACUGCAGCGAAAAUGAGCGGUGCAAAUGAGGGUGCGGCUACGGUUGCACAGGAGAAGGUACAGGAGACUGCUGAGGCCGGGGUGUCCUCUUUACAAGCCGACGCCGACGCUAUCGUAGCUGCGCCGGCAGCUGAAGCAGUAGCAGAGCCAGCAGCGGCUACGACGAUUCCAGAGACAAAGGCUGAAGGCGACGCCGAAGGCGCGGCGGCAGACACGGCUGCCGCACCAGCUGAGGCACGAGCAGCGGAGAGCUCGGUAGAUGCUGCGGGAGAAUCGACGUCAGGGGGCGGUUUCUUUGAGACGCCAAGGCCGCCUCCGGCAGCCGUUUUACGUUCGACCACAUCCAACUCUCAGGCUCUAAACCAGGACGACGAAAUCGCCCCUGUAACGUCAGCUAGCGGUGCGCUCAUUUGCAACAUCACACUCCUUCUGCCCACGGGCAACCGCCAUCCCUUCAAGAUCGACGACCGGUACUUGACCAAGCGUGGUGUCGAGGUGCCCGACGUGACCGAAGCUGGUCUCAAAGAUCCAUUCAGCGUUUCUGUCUACAAAUUGAAAGAGCUGAUCCUUCGCGAGUGGCGCGAGGACUGGGAGAGCAAGCCGGCCAGCCCGAGCAGCAUAAGAUUGAUUCAUUUCGGCAAACUGCUUGACGAUAAAGAGCAGCUGAAGAAGUACCACUUCAGUACCGACUCGCCAAACGUCGUCCAUAUGUCUGUCAAGCCGCCAGAGAUGAUGGAGGACGAGGAGGCUGCUAAGAACACCAGCGGAGGGCGUGAAGCGCGCCGGAGAGAGGGCGGCUCCGGCUGCUGUGUUAUCUUAUAA